This is a messenger RNA of Staurois parvus, 527 nucleotides long. Lineage: Eukaryota; Metazoa; Chordata; Amphibia; Anura; Ranidae. The record is from the annotation of a GenBank genome assembly.
CAUAACAUCUAUUCAGUAAUGAUAUGACACAUUACAAGUACAUCUUAACCCCCCUGGCAGUAUUCCCGAGUGUAGCUCGGGGUAAAGUUUCAGCACCACAAGCGGUAACCCCGAGCUACACUCGGGAAUACACUGCAGUGUUGCUCCGGGAUCCCUCCAGCACUUACCUUGUGCUGCGCUCCCGCGAUGUCCCCCCUGCAGCAUCCCCGGCCAUCUCUUCCGGCCGAUGCCGGCAUCUGUCUUCCGGGUUCCGUUCCCUGCAAGCGUUGGGACAUACGGGGGACAGAACCGGCGGGAAUUUAAAAAAUGUAAAAUAAAUCACAUAAUAUUACAUUCCUGUAUCAAACCAUUUCACAUACAUUUUGUCCCGAGUGCUUUGUCCGGCGCCCUGCCUGAAUUUUUACUGUUCUUUCUGCCUGGAAACUGAGAAAAGUCCAUGGCGUCCAAAAAGUGUCCCUUUAGGUCAAAAGCGGUUUUAGACCGGCUAGAGAACAGCGAUAGUAAAUUAGAACCACUUGCAGAAUUGA